Molecule: messenger RNA, 7353 nt
Organism: Ixodes scapularis (black-legged tick)
Lineage: Eukaryota; Metazoa; Arthropoda; Arachnida; Ixodida; Ixodidae
Exons: 4
Coding region: 166-627 (153 amino acids)
Cellular component (GO): membrane
Source: RefSeq, a predicted model, not a curated record
AGUUUACUGGAGUUUCAUUGGUUUCAUCAGUUCAUGUUAUUUGUUUCGUUUGUUACCAUUUGUAAAUCGACUUUGUUUCUCUCCAAGAUAGGACACGAGCGCUACUGUUAGCUGUUGCUCGCUGGUAACUGGGAGUGGGACGCAGCUCGUUAGUCAGGGAACAAAAUGCCGAUUACAAUAACGCAACAAUCGACCACUAUGUCGAGCAGCGGCGAACGACUGUCGUUAUGCGCUCUCAACUUGGGUUACCUCAAGACACUGGACGGAUGGAUCAAAAUAGCGCAAGUCAUCUUGGGUCUCAUCGUGAUGUCCCUUCUGGUCAAGACAUACCAGGUCUCCUGGGUGUUGUUCCUGAUGAUGACUGCCUUCGCCUUUGCCGUGAUCAGCCUCCUCAUCUUGAUCUCGGCCAUGGGCUCCUUGUCUGGGGGAACGCUGAUGGGAACACUCUUUUACCUGAACUAUCACAUCGUAGGGUUCAUCUUCUACCUCUCGGGAGGACUCACGUGCGUCAUUAAUGCAUCGCAGUACACAAACCUGGGAAUCGUCAUAGCAGCAGGGGUGCUUGGAUUGAUGGCCUCUGCAUUGUAUGCAGUUGACGUGGCUCUGACGUUCAAAGCUCGUGCCUAAUAUUGGUGCCAAUACCAGAUAACUUUUGUGGGGCAACCUUGCAAGCAAAUGGGUUUGCAUUUCACAAUGUUUUUCUUUCAAACACAACUGUAAGCAUGUCUCUUGCUCUUGCUCAGGAUCUAAUCAUUUUGGUUCUAUGGAGUUGAUUUAUGUUGUUUGGUUUUUACUUUGGUGCCUCUAGCAUGAGUCGAUGUGGCUUGUUGAAUACAUAGCAGGUCAUUGGCAAUGAUGAAUCCCAUGCUGUAACAUACAACAAUAUAAUGAAAUGUCAAAGUAAUAUUGCCAAUUUUUGUUUGAUGACAGUUAAGUUCCCAACAAUUAUCUUGACGAGGAACAAUAAUUUUACAUUAGAAAUGAAUUCAAGAAAUAAGAGUAGUAAGCACAAAAUAUUUAUUGAGGCUUGUGAGGUUUGUAAAAUACAAAAAAAAAAAAAAUUGAAUUUUUGUGAAAUACUUUUUUUUUUUUUGUGUGUGGGAUGGGAUUACUCCGAAAGCUUUCUUGCCAUUUCAGCACAUUGCGUAGUGACGCUAGUAAAAUACUAAUGCAUAGUUGUAUAAGGUUUUAUUAGUGCAUUUUCAUUGGUUGCUGAAGGAUGGUGCAACAAUGGGUAGAUGCUACUAUUUUUUUUUUUUAACUGUCCUUAGUUAUGUAGUAAGUUUAAGUAAGUUUCUUUUUCUUGGUGUUUGCACGAAAUGCUCAGAUUUAACCAUUCCAGAGCUUGGGACACAUUUUGUUUUAUUUAUGGGGGCUAAGAUUGAUAUAUUAAUUAUGAUAAAAAAAAAUAAAAAAAAAAUUGGAUCAGUUGUUUAUUUUGCAGACUUUUUGAAAAGUAAUAAAUGAGGUUUUUCUGCUUAGGACGAUGUGAAUGGUGAGAUUUCAAAGAUACCAUUUCAGCUGACAUUGUGUUGAACUUGAAGUAGAGGUGGUCUUGCAGAUCUUGAGUAAAAAUUCCAAGAGAAAGGCUCUCAUCGUUCAACUGAGACGAUUCAGAGGCAGUAUAGACCUGCAUUUUACAGAGGUUGAGAAUAAAUGUUUGAUUUUAGGUGUCUUUCUGACAAUGGAGCUUGAUUUUAAUGGUCAUAGGGGUAAGGUAGAUGAGCCUUCUUUCUUCUUUUUUUUAGGUCUAAUAUGGGAAUGUGCUGAAAAUCUUUUAAGAAAUUGCAUGUAGUGAACCCUUUUGAAUAAUGCUGAGACAUUCACAUACACAUAGGUACACAACGCUCCAUGAGCUCUGAACAUUUGCCAGGAGUGCUGUGCGCCUGCCAAUUAGUGCUGUAGCUUGAUGAGAUCAAACUUGUUUUUCUUUACCUUCUUACCCAGGUGUAUAAAUUUUUUAAUGUUUUCACCUACAACAUACCGUAAAAUCCUGGGAGAUGUCCCUCCCUCGUAAGGUAACCCCUAUUUUUGGCUUGAUUUGCUGUUUUCCUUGAAACACUGAAAGAUGGCCCAUUCCUAGUAAUCAUAGUGUUUGGAUCAAUGAUGACCUUGGCAUAAAUAAGUUAGGUUAGCUAUGGUGGGAUAUAAGCAAACAGUGCUGACUGGGAAGUACAGUCAUCUUUGCUUCAUUGCCCCUCCCCGCGAUAGCAAGUUUAACAGAGGCACGUGAUCUAAAAAUAGCAUUUUUUGCAACUUUUCUCGAUUGCACAUCUAAAGUUAGCCCACUCCUUUUUUUAACCCAAUUUUCCCCUUAUUUUAGGUGGGCUAUCUCGGGAUUUUACAGUAUCUACAUUUAUAAUAAAUUUCCCUUCAGUCCUGGAGCCAUUUUAAUCUUGGUUCCCAAAGUUCUGCAGAAUUAUCUUCCCCAUGAUAGUUAAUUGCAGUUAAUCAGUACACAACUGUAUUUCUCUGUUUUGUUUUAUGACAGUUAAGUUCCCAACAGUUAUCUUUAAAAGGAACAAGAACUUUAGAUUAGAAUUUGAUUCAAGAAAGAGAAGUAAUCUCGUAAUAUUUAUUGAGGCUUGUGAAAAUUGUAAGGUACAAAAGUACCUUCUUUUUUUUUGUUUGUCAAGUAGCACUACUAUGUGCAGCUUUUUUUUUUUGCCAUUUUAGCACAUUGUGUAAUGACCCUAGUAAAAUACUAAUACAAAGUUGUAUAACGAUUUAGUAGUGCAUUUCCAUUGGCUACUGAAGGAUGGCACAACAAUGGGUAGAUGCUGCUAUUUUAUUUGGUUUUCUCAGACUGUCCUUAGUCAUGUACUAUCUCGAGUAAGUUUGAUGAUGUGGAACAUCAUAACUGAUGUUCGAAGUCAUUCAUCCAGAAUUUAUACAUACUAAAAAGGUUGGGAGGAUGUGGGAAAGCACAAUCUUGAGAGCAUAAGGCCUGUCAUUAACUCAUAAACCAUGCUCUAAUAUGCAGUAGAUAAACAAAGUGAUCUGCCAAGAAGGCACCUAGUGUUUGCUUCCUGUGAUUUAGACUGCCGUCUAAUGUCUGUUGUCGCGUUUGUUGUUUGUCCUGUAUGCGUGGACGAUCAGAUUAUUGUGUUUUCAUUUGAUUCUCAAACUUUUACGAACCUCUGACAAAUGUUAACUCGAGCAAUUUUUAUGCAAUUGGUACUUACUUGAAAUAUCUAUUGAAUUUUACAUUAUAUGUGUUUUGGGUGAAGCCUAACACACAACCAGAAACGGAGGUGUCGGAACUGUUUGGGAGAUGGGUGGGUGACGGUGGUGGUGGUGGUGGGGGUGCUGGAGGGAUUUUCCUUCCCCUCCUCCGUAAUCUUAAAAACUUUUUAACUGUCUUUGGAAAGGGGGGGGGGGGGGUAGGUAUAGGUCUAGGAGGAGGUGGAGGUGGGGGGGGGGGGGGGGGAUGGAGGGAGGCGACUGCCUCCUCUGCCCUCCCUGUUCUGAUGCCACUUACCAGAAAGAAAGAAACCAGCCCCCCAUUUUCCUCUCUGUUCCAGAAAGGAGGAAAGCCAUUCUCCUUUCUGAAGGGAUUGGCUUCCAGACAGAGUGAGGAGGAGGGGAGAGUGAGAUAAAAAAAACUGGGGGCGGUUUCCUGCGCAGCUGAAAACAGUUUUGUAUAUCUGCUUUUGAGAUGGAUUCCUCUGAGCUCAUGCUCGUUGCUUGAGUGGUAUGUUUGCUUUGAGCUAUAAAUUUGAGUCUUGACUUCAUGGGAAUAAACAUGAUUGCUUUUGCAUUAACUGGAACCUCACAUUUGUAUUUCAUACAUAGUUGUAUUGAAUGUUUGUUGGUACUAAGUUUUUAGGAAUAGCCAGUAAAAAUUUAUUGGCACACCUCAGUCAGUUUAAAGCACAGGUUUUGUUGACUUAUUGAUUUGCCUUGCCAGUUGAUAUUGUCUGCCAAUUGAUGCAUCUGUAGCACUUGGGGCCACGGUGUAUGCAGCGAUCACAAUUGAAUGCUUUUUUUUAGAACUGAGCGUCUGUGAACUGUGAAUGUUUGUGUGAAUGCCGUAUCGGCACUUGUAAUAUUCUGCUUGUGAAAGUUAGCAUGAAGCACAAAAAGUCCCUAUGCAUGAAAUGUAGAAAGAUAUCUUGGAUGACCAAACCCUUUUCUGUGAGAAAUUUACCUGUUUGCAUGCAAAGUAAGGGCUACAAAACAGUGCUACUAAAUAUCAAUGGGGCUGGUUUGUUCAUGCUCUCAUAACCACUUUUUCUAUCAUUUGGAGUCUUGAAAUUGUGUCCAUCAGUAUGAAGAGCAUUUUAAAUGAUAUUUUUGAUAUGGAAAGUGAAGCUUUGCCCUACUACAAGGAGGUUGGAGGCCUGCAGGGAACUUGAAUGUGACUCACCGGUGUGGGUUAUAGAUAGAGCGAGUACUUAUCCCAUGUUGACAAAGACUGUUCUGGUCUAUGUAAGAAUAUAAAACAGUGCAAAAGCUAUAGUCUUUGCGAAUUUCACAAAUUGACAAAAAUAUUGCUACAUUUAAAUAAUGUCUAGAAAACACCAAGCGAAAAUUGUUUAAUUUAGAACCAGGCUUUAAGCUGGAACUUCAUUUUUGGAAAUUGUGCAGGGUUUGUCAGUAGUGUGUGCAUUGCAGUUACAAGAGAACAGAUACCUCUGUAAUUAUGCUUGUUUUCAAAAUUUAUCGGCUACUGGAAAAGCGAAUGCUAAACUUGUCAACCGUAACAUUUACAGAGCUCUUUGUUCCAGAAUUCUGCAGUAAUAUCAAAAUGCAAACCUCUACUUUAUCUCUGAUUUAAAGCUACUGUCAGAAUGAAUGACUCUACUACGGUGCUCUUUUGUAGGUAUCCGUGAAAUGAAGUGUGAGGACUCACAAAGAUUCAUGAGAUAAUUACAAGACAAUUUGAGGAUGGGCACUUUAUUGAGUCAAGUUUUUGUGUGCUUCGUAUGUUCCAGCCAAUUGUGAUCUUUCCAAAAGCAGAAGGUGGGUGCUAGUUCUGCAUAUUCAGUCGGCAUUUUGGCCUGGCCUCUUUUUUUCUGCCAUAGAGCUUUAGGAACCAAAACUUGCACAUUCACUUGUUUGAACUAGUGGCACAAUCUGUUCCUGUCAGAUGUAUGUAUGCCACUACUUUUGUAGUCUGUGGGAAAUUGUUUUCCAAAGCCUUUUCUCCCUAAAAAGUUUAUCUCCAAGUCAGGAUAGCAGGUUCUUUUUUUCCUAAGAACUUAAAGAACUGGAAGUCAACCUGCUACCCCUGCAAAAAAAGUCUAGACGGUUGUUGCAGGAAGCUCGGAAGAGCUCCCAAUACAAAGUUUUCCCCGCUGUUACAUUCACAACCAUGGGGCCCUUUUGAACUUCCAUAGGAAUGUCUAUCAAUCAGGUUGUCGAACCCAUCCUUUUAGCCCAGGCCCGGAAUCCCAGCUUUUAGAACUUUCAUACUUUAAGGGCUCCAUAUAAUUGGGACCAUGAAAAUGAAGUUUUUUUUUGCAGUAAAUAGUAUCCUGUUUCCAUUUUCAAAUGUUUCUAGGUUGGCUAUUGAGUUGCCACCUGCCCGGUUUUUGACCGGCAUGGCCGGAUUUUUGGAUAAAAGUUUGGUUGCCGGUCUCUAUCUAAAACCGGCCGUCAUUUGCCGUUUUUUUUUUACGAGCGCAUAUUAUUUUUUUUCUUUUGGAGGAGGGGGGGGGCAUUGAUAUGUAUAUUUUAAACCAUCAACAUUAUUUUUAAUCUAGUUUUGUCAAUAAUUUCUUUGUGCUUGGAAUUGUUUAAAUUGUUUAGCCGGAAAGAAGACAUAAUUUUAGUAAAAGACUGGUGGAUUUACUGUUCAAUGUAACACAUAGAAAGUCUUUGUGAUUUACCGAAGGAGAUCAGAGAUUGGUGAGCAAGGCAUCACUGCGAGGACACAGUUAUUUUGGAAUUCAUGAUUGGAGAGGUGUGAAAACAUGCUCGCAUUACACGGAUUCACGAGUGACCAUGAGCUUUCAAGCUCAUGCCGGUGCUCGUGGUCUAUACUCCGCAUUCGCUACCGAAAGAUCCAGAACCAGCUAUUUUUUAUAAAAAUAGAUUUAUUGUUUAAAUCUGCACGCUGUGCGUCAUGCUCAGUGUCUUAGAACCAUUUUUACUCAAAGCGUUAAUUAAUUUGCAGCCAUUUUUAUGUAAACUGCAAUACCUAAUCAGUUCUUCAUCUGCUGCACAGGAUGAGUAGAGGUGCAAGAUUUGUGUUUGUUGCUUUAAUUUUGACUAAAUGGUGUGCAUCUAUGUAUGUUAUUUAUUUCACUGUUGUGUAUUCGUGUGCUUACAUGUGCUAUGAUGUAUUAGAUCUAUGUUAAUUGAUUUUACAUUGGGAAGCUAGUAUCAAAAUUGAAUCAGUCAUCAAUUAAGACUGUCAACACUGCAUCUUUCUUUUUACCAGUUCAUUCUCACAAAAUUACCCCCCUCCCCCGAAAUGGCCAGUUUUUUUUUUUGGCAACUCUAGUUGGCUAUACUAGACUACCAACACGGGCAGCAUCUGUAGCAUGAUACCUGAGAGGAUGUAUGUAAUGGUGGUUGGCAGGGUCGUGUAAAUUAAUAAGUUAAUUUCAAAUGCAGUUUGACAGGUGCAAUUCAGAUAUUUCUGACAGUGGUUUAACUUGUUUGUUGCUUGUUGUCUGUUUUCAUAGCAACCUACAUUCCAAUUCACCAUUUUCCAAAUUCCCGGUUUGAGAAUUUUUCGGUUAGAAGCUGCAUGGACAUGGCACGAGUGAGCACAAACAUUCCUUCGAAUGACAGUGCUAGAUCCUGUUGACUCCAUUGAGCUACACUGACUGUGAUUGAGCUGCAGAAACAUAGCUUUUGUGUCCAUUUGGUUUAUCUUUCACCCCAAGUUAGUACAAAGAAGCUUCUCACCUCCCCUUCCUUCUGGCGACAUUUCUUUCCCUUGAGAUUCAUACCAAGAAAUCCUUGAACCAAGUCUUCGACAGGGGGCACCAGUUCUUCCGAAAGGAUUGAUUCUUUUUUGCACACCAGGCAGUAUGGAUGAAGCGCAGUAAUGCUCCUACCACAUUUCUCAUUGCUUCAUAACAGAGACCUUCAACCUCCUUGUUUAUAGCCUCCUUGAUUUCCUUUAUAUAAUGUGUUAUAGUAACUGAUAUUGGUUAUUGAUGUACAUGUAUUAGGCUGUGCUGUUGUUCUUGCUGAUAUGUUUCUCGGUUGUAAAUAGAAUUACUUUAUUGCAGCACUGGCACAUACCUGAAGCAGUUGUCUUUAUUCAGAGUUUCCACCCAGUGCAAAUUUUAGAUUUUGUUUUUUUGCAGUACUAAUAACUUUUUGGUACUAAACGGUUGUGAAGUGUUGCCAUGCUUUUUUCUGCGACAGACGUAAUAAAGUUAUUUUCCCCUU